GCCUGAGAGGAGGCAGGACUCGGGCAGAAGGCCACCGCGGACACGGGCCCUGGGCUACGCUUUCCCCGAAGAAGCCAAGGUCAUCCUCCUUGUCCCAUCCUCUUUCCUGUGCCUUGGCGGGGCCCUCACCUCGUGUCCUGACCUCAGCCUCCCCAAACACGGCUGAGUAGUGACCUUCUGGGCCUCGAUCUGCAAAGCCACCGACUUCCAGCCCACAGGCCCCAGUCCAGGGACGGCGCCCUCACCAUGGUAAAGCUGCUGCCUGCCCAGGAAGCAGCCAGGAUCUACCAUACUAACUAUGUGCGGAACGCGAGGGCCGUGGGUGUGAUGUGGGGCACACUCACCAUCUGCUUUUCCGUGCUGGUCAUGGCCCUCUUCAUCCAGCCCUACUGGAUCGGUGAUAGCGUCAACACACCACAGGCAGGAUACUUCGGCCUUUUCUCCUACUGUGUGGGCAACGUGCUGUCCUCUGAGCUCAUCUGCAAGGGUGGCCCGCUGGACUUCUCCUCCAUCCCCUCUAGAGCUUUCAAGACUGCCAUGUUCUUUGUGGCCUUGGCCAUGUUCCUCAUCAUUGGCUCCAUCAUCUGCUUCAGCCUGUUCUUCGUCUGCAACACAGCCACGGUCUACAAGAUCUGUGCAUGGAUGCAGCUGGCUGCUGCCACAGGCCUGAUGAUUGGCUGUCUGGUCUACCCGGAUGGCUGGGACUCAAGUGAGGUGCGGCGCAUGUGUGGGGAGCAGACGGGCAAGUACACGCUGGGCCAGUGCACCAUCCGCUGGGCCUUCAUGCUGGCCGUGCUCAGCAUCGGAGACGCGCUCAUCCUCUCCUUCCUGGCCUUCGUGCUGGGCUACCGGCAGGACAAGCUCCUCCCUGACGACUACAAGGCAGAUGGAAAAGAGGAAGUUUGAAGCAGCUGAAGGGUUGGUGAGUAACGCCACUGGAGGGUGGUCUGCGUGCUUUUGGAAGAGCUGUGGUGCUGUUUCCUUGGGGACUUGGAGGCGGAAGGACUUGGCUGGGCUGAAGGGGCUGCGGUGCGUCCUGGGAGAGAAGCAUGACGCAGGGGGCAGGAAGCUAGCGGUAUCUGAGACCUUCAUCACUGAGGGGCAAACAGGAACCCUUUACUUUUACUUGUGUCUUGGGAGGUGGAAA
This is a messenger RNA of Manis pentadactyla (Chinese pangolin), 1147 nucleotides long. Its product is annotated as LHFPL tetraspan subfamily member 5 protein. NCBI's taxonomy places the organism in Eukaryota, Metazoa, Chordata, Mammalia, Pholidota, Manidae. The transcript has 3 exons. The coding region runs from base 247 to 906 and encodes 219 amino acids. Gene Ontology annotation, cellular component: plasma membrane. The record is from RefSeq and is a predicted model, not a curated record. Gene Ontology annotation, biological process: sensory perception of sound; detection of mechanical stimulus involved in sensory perception.